Symbiodinium pilosum is the source of this 1149-nucleotide messenger RNA. The record is from the annotation of a GenBank genome assembly. Lineage: Eukaryota; Dinophyceae; Suessiales; Symbiodiniaceae.
AUGAUGGAGCUGCCGGACUACAACUUCUACGAGUUCAAGGAGUCUGAACCUAACCCGUACCAAGGCACGACGCUGGACAGGAGCAUUUUGUUGGACCCACCUGCGCCUGUCUUGACCGCGCCAAAGUUCGAGUUCUCCAAGCUCGAGAACGGCAUGAAGAUUGCGUCGAUCGACAAGCAGGGUCUGACUGCGCGUUUGGGACUCUACGUGCAUGCGGGGUCUCGCUUCGAGGUCCCAGGCAACCUGGGCGUGGCCCACAUGGCUGCCCUGAUGGGCUACCGGUCCACUGCACACCUCAGCCAUCUCAGGACUGUGAAGACCCUGGAGCAGCUCGGUGCCCACCUCAGCUCCUCGGCCACUGCAGGCCGCGAGGAGAUCGCUUACCAGGUGGAGCUGCAGCGUGAGUACUUGGCCCUUGCGGUCCCUCUCAUGAUCGGCAACGUGCUCUUCCCGCGCAUGCUGCCGUGGGAGGUGAAGGCAGCGCAAUCCGACGUCCCCACCGCAAAAGAGGCCCUCAUCAAGGAUCCGGACAACAUGGUCAGCGAGCUGCUCCACAAGGCCGCUUACUGCAACAACACCCUCGGGCUGAGCCCUGUGGCAAGCGAGCGGUCCAUGAGCUACUUCACCCCAGAGACCAUCCGGGGCUACCUCCUCGACCACUUCGCACCUGAGCGUAUGGUAUUCGUCGGCGUUAACGUGGCACACUCUGAGCUCUCCAAAUGGGUGAUGCGUUCCUUCGCGGACUACAACGCCAUCCCUCUGAAGAAGCGGGAAGACAAGAAGGCGCUGUACACGGGUGGCGACAUGCGCAUGGAGGGCGCCUCGCCCUACUGCCACCUGGCACUUGGGUUCGAGUCCACGGCCUUCGGCCAGGCGGAGUUGGCUCCGGUGGCCUUGGUCCAGGCUCUCCUGGGUGGUGGCUCAGCAGUCUACAGCGGCAUCGGCUCGGGUCUUACCUCGCGCCUCUCCACGCAGGUCCUCAAGCAGAGCCCCUACGUGGAAAGCUGCGCAGCCUUCAACACCUCGUACUCGGACUCCGGCCUCUUUGGAGUCUACGGAGUCUGCCAGCCGGAGAAGGCCCCGGACUCUGAUGAAGCUGACGGGGUUUUCCUCACAGUCGGGGCCAGAUCACAUACCUCAAGGUACUAG